GCUUAGAUUUGCUAGUUACCCGUAGAAAGGUAAAUGCAGUCUUACAAGAUUUCGGUUGUGGAUGAAACUCGUACCGUAUCUUACAAGAUCUGUAACGGAACUACUCGAUAACGGACGUCAUUCCUGGCCCAGGCACGAGCUCAUCUGCGCGAUCAACCAUAACAAUAUGCUCCGACAAUGGGAAACACGAACAGCUCGCACAAGAUCUCCGCUCAAGAUAGGGCUAUUCUCGACUUGAAAAACCAGCGCGACAAGCUGCAUCAAUAUCAGCGGCGUAUAACUGUCCUCACUGACCGAGAGACAGCUAUCGCGAAGGAAUGUCUUGCACGUGAUGACCGCCGACGUGCGCUUCUGGCUCUUCGACGCAAGAAGUACCAGGAGUCGCUACUCGCGAAGACAGAUGCGCAGUUAGCGCAGUUGGAGGAGCUUACGAAUAGUGUCGAAUUCGCUCUUGUGCAGAAGGAUGUUCUGUUCGGACUGCAGCAGGGCACGAGUGUCUUGCAGGCUAUUCACAAGGAAAUGGGCGGUCUGGAAGCCGUAGAGAAACUGAUGGGAGAGACUGAGGAGGCAAGGGCUUACCAGGAGGAGAUUAGCCAGAUGCUCGCUGGACAAAUGUCGAACCAAGACGAAGACGAAGUCGAGGACGAACUGGAGGCGCUACAGCGGGAAGUGGAAGGGGUUUCCUUGCCAAAUGCUCCUACGUCUACUCUCCCAGAAGGAUCAGAGAAAGAAAAGGAAGAAAAGGCGAAAGCGAGGGCGAGGGCGAGGGCGAAAGAAAGAGCCGCCGUGCCAUUGGCUGCUUGAUUCCACAUAUAUCAACGACCGAACAUUGUUCUUUUUCUGGGUUUCAGUCAUGCAAGCCGCAUAGCUGGCGCUGGAGGUCCGUCUGGGUUUGAUAUUCCCCCAUUAAAUUGGUUAUAUACAUAUACAGCUGGCGCGCUUUUUGUCUAUGGUCAGUGUUUUUCCCCCGUUGGUCGUUUGGUUCAGGAAGACUAGUUUUACAGCUGUUAAUACCAGGGUAU
Molecule: messenger RNA, 1022 nt
Organism: Paecilomyces variotii
Lineage: Eukaryota; Fungi; Ascomycota; Eurotiomycetes; Eurotiales; Thermoascaceae
Product: SNF7 family protein
Exons: 3
Coding region: 178-804 (208 amino acids)
Biological process (GO): vesicle budding from membrane; late endosome to vacuole transport via multivesicular body sorting pathway
Cellular component (GO): ESCRT III complex; multivesicular body
Source: RefSeq, a predicted model, not a curated record